CGGACAAAACAGGAGCUUUGAGUUGAUCGCGCAAAGUUUCAACUUAGCGAGAAAAAUACCGUAAGUGGGAACUAGGACGUGUGCCUCCGAGCUUUUCCGGGAGAGUUCGGAACGCGGAGGGCCUGGUAGAGGAGGGCAUCAUGGGUGGCGGUGGCCGUCGUAGCGGUGGGGGGAAAAGGAGGUGCAACCGGAGUGGCGGUGACAGUGGUGAUGGUGCUUUCCGCGGAGGGAGCUCGUCGAGAGGUUGCCGUGAUGCUUUUUCUUCUCCCUGUUCUGGAAAACACUGGAAAUCCCACCCUGAGUCGCGCUCUAUUCGAUCAAAGGGGAAGGAAGGAAGUUCUUUGUCGCGGAAGAACGAUCGGGGUACCUUUUAUUAUUCGUACCUGUCCAUGGAUGCGGAUGCUCAGAACGGUUCGGAACAUGAUAUUGUGACUACUAUGGAAGAUAAAACCACGAUUUCUGCAUUUGAAAGUCGGAAUCCAGGCAUGCCAAUGCCUGCAGAUACUUUUAAAUAUGACGUAGAUGAGGAAUUAGUCUUAGGUGAAACCAGCCACAGGGGAUUGGGAUUUGAUGGAGGAGAUGAAGGAAAUGUUGCGGAGCUGGAUGUCUCGUCAGUCGAAUUGAAUGAGAAGAUUGAAUUUGAUGAAAUUGACAAUAGCGAUGAUGAUGGGGUUGACCUUAAGAAGAAGAAAGGGUUGAAGCAAAAAAAUUCUGCAUUUCUGUCUAUCGGGGGUGUGCGUCUGCUUACAGAAGAUGUAUCUGAUGACGAAGAAGAAUGUUCCUUGUCGGAUGAGGAUCAAGACUUGGUUGGGUCAUUUUCCAGUGAUGACGUUGAGGAUUCCAGCAAUGAAAGUUCCGGAGACUUUGAUUAUGUUAGUGGCUCCGAUGUUGACGAUGACGUUGCAGAGGAUUACUUGAAUGGUAUUGGUGGCAGCACAGAAUUUAUAAAUUUGCAGGAAUUGGGAGCAGAAUGUUCAUCGUCUUCUACUGUUUCAAGUUCUUCCAGCGAUGGUGAAGAGAAUUUGGAUGAAGGGCUUGAUGCUGAGACACCGACACAUAGCAUGUUGAAAAAGAAAGAAUUUAGACAGCAAGAAUUAGCAAAGAAGGGCUUAUCCUCAAAGACCAGAACAAACAUUCAAAUGAAUCAUGUCACUUUGAGAUCAGUUGCUGAAUUUGGUACCUUUGAUUGUGGCUUGGACAGUAUUUUGUCCCUAAAAGACUCGAGGAUGAAAGUUAAGAAGAAUAAAAAGAAGCACUCCCCUGAUGUUUCUUUGUCAUGGCCCAUGGAUGCUCGUAAAGAUAAGAAGUAUAAGAAUGUCCCAGGUUGGAAGAAAAAGCAUCGGAAAGAGGUGAUUGCUCUAAAGAGGAGAGAGAGAAUGAUACGUCGUGGUGUGGACUUGGAUCAGAUCAAUUUGAGUUUGAGAAAGAUGGUCCUUGAUGAGGUUGACAUGAUGUCUUUCCAGCCAAUGCAUACUCGUGACUGUGCUCAGGUGCAAAAACUUGCAUCAGUCUAUCGACUAAAGAGUGGGUCUCAAGGCUGUGGGAAAAAAAGGUUUGUGACUGUGACACGAACUGGGCAUACGACAUUGCCAUCCUCAAUUGAUGAAGUUCGCUUAGAAAGGAUGUUGGAAUUUGGUAAACAGUAUAAUAAUCAACACAAUAAGGAGAAACUGAAGGGUGUGACAUCCAGGGACCAGGCAACAGCAAACAAAUUUUCUGAAAGUGUGGUCAGAUCAUCCGAAGGUCGAAAAAGCAAACCUAGAAAGCAAGCUGGAAGGCAGGAGUAUGGAUAUGCUAAUGGUAAGCGUAUGUCGUUUGUUGCAAGUGGUGUGAUGCAAAUGGAUGGUCAUCCUCAGGAGCCAAGCAGUCCUUUGGAGGACAACGUUUGCACAGAGACCAAGCAAGUUACUCCCUCUGCGCAGUUUGGUGCAUUUGAGAUGCACACAAAGGGCAUUGGAUCCAAGCUCAUGGCAAAGAUGGGAUAUGUGGAAGGGGGUGGCUUAGGCAAGGAUGGAAAAGGUAUAGCUGAACCCAUCGAGGCUGUUCAACGCCCAAAGUCACUUGGGCUGGGAAACGCCAUUCCUGCAGCCACUUCCGGUGGUGAACUCCAAAAGAUUGGCACAUUUGAGCGGCACACGAGGGGGUUUGGUUCGAGGAUGAUGGCAAAGAUGGGGUUUGUCGAAGGCACAGGCUUGGGUAAGGAUGGCCAAGGUAUACUUGAGCCUUUGAGUGCGAAAAGGCGACCAAAGAAUCUGGGCCUGGGCUCACAAAAGACUCGUUAACAUGUCCAAAUCUGUAUGUUUGUUCCAUGGGCAAAGAUGAUGACCUCUAACCAUGUAAAGGGAAAAGCCCCUAACUGGUUUCUGAUGCUGAUUAUCCUGCCGUAUCAUUCCUCGUUCCCUCACAGAUUGGCGGCCAUGGAUUUCACUUUCCAAGGUAGCUGCUGGUGAUGGGCAUGUUAAGUGUGAUUCAACCGGUGCUCCAUCCGCCUUCAACGAUCAUAUAUAAUUUGUCUUUUACAUUGUUGGUACGGCUGUAUAUUCAAUCAUCCUACCCUCUUCUCUUAGUUGCGACACCAUAAGGCAUGUAUUAUCAACUGAUCCGUUCACUUUCAGCUGGAAAUCAAUUUCUCAAUUUACGGCACUUCACUAUCGCUGGCUUAACCAUCAUCUUUUCCUUCAGCAAAUUGCUGGAGGCUUUCUCAUGUUGUUGCAAACGUACGGGGGUUGAUGUUGUUGAGAAAUUUUCAAUGGACGUGGAAUCUUGUAAGAUAGUUAUCCCCGGAUGAGUUCUCUGAUUA
Messenger RNA from Nymphaea colorata (pocket water lily), 2800 nucleotides. RefSeq lists its product as uncharacterized. The transcript has 8 exons. The coding region runs from base 141 to 2282 and encodes 713 amino acids. Lineage: Eukaryota; Viridiplantae; Streptophyta; Magnoliopsida; Nymphaeales; Nymphaeaceae. The record is from RefSeq and is a predicted model, not a curated record. Gene Ontology annotation, molecular function: nucleic acid binding.